AUGGCAGACGUCGAUGCAAGCGCCGAGGCGCGGACGCCGCCCCUAAUGAACAAGAAGAAGAAGACGUGGGGCUAUGUGGAUUCAACGGCUGUCACUAUGCUUUCGCUUGUCGCCCUCUUUCCUCUCGAUAAGCUCAAGACGUACCAGCAGUGCAGUCCGGCCUUCACUACGCCGAUGGCAUUUUCACGCCUCGUGGCGUCGCGAGGCCUCUUUCGAGGGAUGAGUCCAGUGCUUGCAGCGACGCUGCCCGCGACGGUGCUGGGGUGCGCUGCCAUCAAAGCCGCCGACUUUGACAACAUGAAAGUCGAGAACGAAGACGGCACCGUCGACGCAAAUAUCAUGGCACGCAUCACGAGCCUUGCAGCAAUCACGGUGCUCGGCAACGAGAUCGUGAUGACACCCAUGGAGGUGGUCAAGCAGCGCAUGCAACUCGGCCACUAUGCCAGCGCCACCGACUGCAUGCGCUCGAUUCUCCGAGACGAGGGGCUCCGUGGCUUCUACCGCGGCCUCCCCACGUCCGUCGCCAUGAUGGCUCCGUUUGGCGUGAUGGGCAUGAUGGCAUGGAUGACGUGCUAUAUGUGCAUGCCAGAGGAAGCGCAAACGUCUCGUGGAGUGGAUGUCGUGACUGCCGGUAGCCUUGCCUUUGCGGGUGCACUCACGACACCGAUGGACGUCAUUCGCACGCGACUCCAGACGCAAUCGCUCUCGGUAGUACCCAUGGCGCAGCAGCCCUUCGCCCUUCAGUACAGAGGGUUCUGGGACGCUGCACGCCAGAUCUACAAAGCAGAAGGCGGCCGCGCGUUCUUUCGCGGUGUUCUGCCUCGUGUUUGCAUGUGUGCACCGUACGCCCUCCUCUCGGUUGCCAUUGGCGACGUCGUCGACAAGCUUCUCGGCAAGUCCGACGCGUCAUCGCCGUGA
Molecule: messenger RNA, 918 nt
Organism: Saprolegnia parasitica CBS 223.65
Lineage: Eukaryota; Oomycota; Saprolegniomycetes; Saprolegniales; Saprolegniaceae
Exons: 6
Coding region: 1-918 (305 amino acids)
Biological process (GO): iron import into the mitochondrion
Cellular component (GO): mitochondrial membrane
Molecular function (GO): ferrous iron transmembrane transporter activity
Source: RefSeq, a predicted model, not a curated record